Molecule: messenger RNA, 1194 nt
Organism: Mucor mucedo
Lineage: Eukaryota; Fungi; Mucoromycota; Mucoromycetes; Mucorales; Mucoraceae
Exons: 3
Coding region: 44-1030 (328 amino acids)
Cellular component (GO): nucleus
Source: RefSeq, a predicted model, not a curated record
UUUUUCCCUUUUUUUAUUAUUUCCUUGUAUUAUAUUAUAAAUCAUGCCUGUUCCAAUUGAAUAUAACUCCAUUCGUCGCAUGAGUACAAUUACAGUUCCCAAGCAAGACAUUAACUUUGAUACUUAUGACUUUCAACUGUGUGUUCCACAAAACGACAUCAAGAAUUCAUUUGAAUCCAAAGAUCUUGAAGCCUCAUUCUGUCGUGACUUUGCCUGUUGUGGAUUAGUGUUACAAGACCUCCACGAUCUUUUACAACAUUAUGAAGAGUGUCAUGUUCGUCUUGAAGAUGAUGAAAACAGUUUAUUUGAUGAGGAAGAAUCUAAUUCAUGGUCUCCUUCUCUUUCAUUUUCUUCUCUUUCAUCCGUGGAUGAAUCAAUGCCUAGCAGCCCUAUUAUGGAUGAUCAUGAAUCAAAUAUCGAUACCUUAAAAAAGAGAGCCGCUGCCUAUCUGUCUGAUCUAUAUAACGCCACCUCUGCUUCUUCUUCAUCUUCCUGUCCAGACUCUCCAUUGUCUUUAUCAGAGGAUGAUUUAAGUGAAGAGAGCAUGUCAAAAAAGGGAAAGAAGAGAUCCUAUUCUCAGUAUUCAUCAUCUAAUCCUCCUAGCGCCUUGGAUCUUUUAACUCAGUCUGCCGCUAAAAAAUUAGCUUUAGCCUCUGGUGAUUUACCUACACCCAUGAUGUCUGACGAAGAUUUCCUUGCCCAAGCAGGUGCUCUGUUAGCUUCCGCCAACAACAAUGCCAACGCCGAUAAACCAUACAAGUGCCCUGUCUCUAGUUGUGAUAAAGCAUACAAGAACCCUAACGGACUCAAAUACCAUAACCAGCAUGGUCAUUGCAACUUAUUGAAUGAUGACAAUGACAACAUUGUAUCCAAACCUUAUCAAUGCACAAUUGGCGAAUGUGGUAAGAGAUACAAGAACUUGAAUGGCUUAAAAUAUCACAUCGAGCAUUCCCAUAUGACUGCAUUGAAUCAAACAUUAGCUACCUUUGGUUCUACCUUAUUUCCACCCACAUCUCCCACCUUGUUUUAAAUAUAUAUAUUCCAAACCCCCUGUCAUCAUAACUAACCCCCAAAAAAUCAUCAAAAGUUCUCUUCUUUCCCCAACCCACCCUUCUCUUUGUAUACAUCCACCUGUAAAUAUUACUAUCAAUAGUCCCAAAAUAAAAAAAUUUAGUCUUUGUUUUCCCCCUUUCA